This is a messenger RNA of Drosophila montana, 5276 nucleotides long. RefSeq names its product white walker (gene wwk). NCBI's taxonomy places the organism in Eukaryota, Metazoa, Arthropoda, Insecta, Diptera, Drosophilidae. Bases 285 to 4298 code for a protein of 1337 amino acids. The transcript is spliced from 19 exons. The record is from RefSeq and is a predicted model, not a curated record.
UUGUUGCUUAAAUGCGGCUUUGACGAGAAACAACAAAGUAGGCAAAACAAGAAGCAGUUCUGACGCUUCCGUUUUUACUUAAUCAACACGCGACGCAAUUGUUGAACUCAACAUCAAUUGAAUCCUUUAGAACCUCGAGAAAGCAAUUUAUCAAAAAAAUAAACUAAUAACAAAAGUGAGCGAAAAACAAACAGAAAACAAAACGUUUUAAUAGAAAAAGAAAGAAACUGAAAAAACAAUAUUUGUUUUUGGUUUGCUUUCUUAUAUUUUUAUUUUGGCACACGAUGAGCCAAAGUUUUGAUAGUUUAAUGCAAGGCGGCGGCGACUUCGAGGAGCGGCAGUCCUCGGAGGAUGUGCCGGAAUCGACGACAACUACAACAACAACAACAACAGCCGGCGACGGAGCUGCCGCCAUGGCAGGAGCUGCUGCUCUGCGGGACGAAGACUUCAGCGAGGACAACAAUUUCGAAUCAAAUUUGCGACGACGCAAAGGCAAAAUCAUAUCCUGUGCCAAGGAGACUAUUGAGAACGCUUCCCGCCAACUACGCCGCAAAGUGCCCUAUGCCGGCCAUUUAAUGACCCCGCGUCGCCUUUGGCUCAACAAAAUACCCACACAAUGCGAUGUGGUGAUUGAGUUUCCCGAGGAUGCGCCAGACGAGGCACUACGUUGGCUACUGGCCCGCAUACGCUCUCAGCCACCAGCAGGUCUGGGACUGUUAGUUCAGGUUAAGGCACACGAGAGCUCCAGACGCAAUGCCUUCUAUGUGAGCGCGCCAGUUAAUGUCCUGUUUAAAGCGGCGGAGGAGGCACGUCUGCCGAAACGUUUACGUCCGGAUUUGGGCGGCGCACUGCGCGAGUUCACCACCCGCGAGAGCCACUGUUUCCAGCAGCUGCGCGGCGAUGUGGGCAGCGCCGCAUUGUUCACCUCCCAGGAGCGCCAGUGGCUGGUGCUGCAGGUGCUGCAAGGCCUACGCGCCGGUUGCAGCGAUAUUGAUGCGUUGCAGGGACGCGCCACAGUCGCCGAGGGCCAGAGCAUUGUCGCCGCCUGGCAGGAGUCGGGUCUAAUCACACAGGUCUUUCCGCUGCACGAGACCCGCUCCCUGACACAGCUCCAAACGCAGUGGGUCAAGCAGAUCUUUGCGCCGCAGCCGCUGGAUGACAUAGCAGCCUAUUUUGGCGUUAAGGUCGCACUGUACUUUGCCUGGCUGGGCCACUACACCUGCGCUUUGGGCGUGCCCGCUGUCUUUGGCACCAUACUUUAUUGCAUACUGUGGGGCAAGGGUCAAACCGCUCAGGAUAUGGGCCAUGUGCUAUUCUCGCUGUUCAAUGUGGCCUGGGCUUCACUGUAUUUGGAGGCCUGGAAACGCUACUCCGUCGAGCUGGCCUUUCGCUGGGGCACGCUUUCCACGCCCCCAGAGCUGCUUGAGCCGCCCAGGCCCCUCUAUAAGGGCCCGCUGGAGGAGAACAAUGUGACGGGUCGCCUGGAGCCGAAGGAAGCGCCCGCUUGGCAGCGACGCGCCUUUCGCUAUCUGGUCAGCUUUCCUGUGAUUGGACUGUGCCUCUGCAUGGUGUUUGCUGUGAUGUUUCUCAUGUUGCGCUUCCAGGAUUGGCUGGAUCAUCAUAAAAUACCCGACAAAGGAAUUGCUCAAUGCAUGUAUAAUUUGCACAAGGAUUGGUGGGACUCCAAGCUGCCGGAGGACAGUGUCCUGUGCUGCCUGAGUGUGAUACCCAAGGUGCUGCUGGCUGGUGCCAUUACCUUGAUGGAUGAGGCCUACUUUAAGCUGGCCGUUUGGCUAAAUGACAGAGAAAAUUAUCGGCUGCAAUCGAAAUACGAGAAUCAUUUGAUAGCCAAAGUGGCGCUAUUCCAAUUUGUCAACUCGUUUCUCUCGCUCUUCUACAUUGCCUUCUAUCUGCGCGAUGAGGAUAAACUCAAAGAGCAAUUGGCUGGCCUGCUCAUCUCUCGGCAAAUAAUUGGCAAUUUACGCGAAUCGGCUAUACCCUAUGUCUUGGAGCAAUGGAAGCUGGCCAAGCUGAGCUUUAAUAUGUGGGGCGCUCUCAGUCCCACGCAGCAUGUGAAUCGUAGUCUAGCCGAGGAAUUGGCCAUUGCCGAGGAGAAGCUUAAGUCUGAGGCAGCUGCCACGCCCAAAACUGUGGCACAGCAGGAGCAGCAACAACAACAGCAGUCGGCAAGCAAGCGAAACAUUGGACAGGCCGAGAUCGAGAGCUCAUUAUAUAAGUACGAUGGCACAUUCUCGGAUCAUUUGGAGAUGUUGGUCCAGAUGGGCUAUGUUGUGCUCUUUUCGGCUGCCUUCCCGCUGGCCGGGAUUUGUGCGCUAAUUAACAACCUGAUGGAGAUACGCUCGGAUGCGUUCAAGCUGGCGCAUGUGCAUCAGCGACCGUUCGGGCAGCGUGUGGCCAACAUUGGCACAUGGCAGAAUGCGUUGAGCAUUUUGUCGCUGGCCGCGGUUAUUGUCAAUUGUGCACUGAUUGGCCUGUCCGGCCAGGUGUCUCGUCUGUGGCCUGGAUUGACCACUGCACAAACUAUAAUAUUAAUAGUCACACUGGAGCACAUCAUGCUGGGACUGCGGCAGGCGUUGACUUGGCUGCUGCCGGAACUGCCCUCCUGGCUGGCGGCGGAGAUAGCGCGCGCCGAGCAUUGUCGCCGCGAGAUGCAGUGCAAGGGCACCUCACCGCGUCCCACACCGCCGACGCCGCCCUCAACCACAUCCACACAGCCGGAACAGGAGUGCACGGGCGCCGAAACCACGCACGAUCAGUCCAUGGAGAGUCAACUGGCCGAUGAUAUGCUGCUGUAUGGCCACGAGCUGGCCGCCAAUUAUGGCCGCAGCAUUGAGGCGGAUGUUAAUAUUUAUGAGAAUCGCGACUCAUCGCCCGAUUCGCCGCCAUCGCAGACGAGCACAAUUCUAAUAAGACCGUUGCAUGAAUCGACACCGCCGCACGGUGGCGCCUCGCUGAGCAGCCUGCAUCAGGAUGGCAAUGGCGCUUGUAAAAGUUGUAGGCAAAAAUCGCAAGUUUUUAUACCGGAAAUACCGCCAUUUCUUGGAUAUUCGGUGCGCAAUUUGAGUGCUCUGUCAACACACAGCCAAAGAAUACAACAACAACAGCUGCUUAGCGGCGCUUCAGCUAGCACGCUAGGCCUGAACUCUGCCGCUGCCAGCUACGCUUCAAGUUUGCAAUCGAUGCAUAUUCCGGAAAUACCGCCGUUCCGUAAGAAAUCAAGCGAUUCGGCUGAUCAUACUGGCAGCAGUACGAGCAGCAGUCCACAGCGCACUUCGAUGCGUCAGCUUCAACUACAGCAGCUGCAGCAGCAACAACAGCAGCAACAACAACAACAGCAACAGGCCAAAAUCGCAGAGAUUCCGCCGUACAGCAAGACGCGUAAAAUAUCCGCCGAGAGCGCAACUCAAUUGCAGAUGAGCGAUAAACUACAUAUUAAACAACACGCACCCGAAUGGAUGUCCCGUUUAAAAGUCAACGAUAAUGCGAGCCUGCAUAGAAGCAUAGAUUGUAUUGCCAAGGAACUCGCAAGCAAUGCAGAUAACACGGAUGUAUUGAAGCCUGCGCCAUCCUGGAGCAAUGUGGCACUCAAGACCGGCGCUCCGGGUAUCAUGCUGGCCACACCACCAGCUACACAGCAGCAGCAGCAAAUUGUCGCGUCCUCGUCAUCCUCAUCAGGAGGCGGUGGCAGUGUCUUCAGUCCGAGUGGUGCUGGUCCAGUCGCCGGUAACAGCAGCAUUAGCAUCAGCAAUUCCCAGUCACGGCCCAGCGUUGGCGCAUUAUCCAAUUCCUCAUCGGGUUCAUCUCAGAAGCAGCAGCCGCAAAAGCAGUCGAAGGAGGACCGGGAUAAGGCACAGGAGCAGGCAGCGGCGGCCACUGCCUCCACAUCCGCUGGCAAUACAGAUGAUGAGACAAAGGCUGCCGAGUUGGCGGCCAAGAAAUCGCGGCUCAAACAGAAGUUGGUGAAAAGCGCGCGAUCUGUGGCCAUAUUCUCGCUCAAGCUAAAGGAGCGAAGACAGCGCGAGGCGGAAAAGGCGGCUACCAUUGCCGUAGAGCAUGCCAAGGCUCUGGCUAAGCUGCCAAUGCCUCAGGCCGUGGGCGGUGAACUGUCUUUAAUACCCAUCGAGCAGCUAAUACAAAUUGAUGAUAUCAGACCUGCGCUAAAGCCUGCACCAACAGUAACAACAACAUCAGUCUCGUCGUCCACCCAAGCUGGCUCUUCUCUGCAUUAUCAUCAGCAGCAGCAGCAACAGCAACAGCAUCAUCAUACGGAUAAUUAAGCUUAACCAAAAUCGAAUACUAGCUAUCCCGAGCGCACAUUGUAAAUAGUUUUUCUAUGCACAACCCCAUCUAGUCCAUGUUUUAAACGAUCUUUCACUAACAUAUUGAUGAUAUGAGCAAUUUGCUGAAUGUGUGUCUUGUCCAGAGUUGGAAGCAACUAACUAACUUAUACAUAUGUACUUAAUAGUAAACAAGUAAUUAACAAAAGUAAUUAACACAUUAUAUGGCUAAAAAAAGGAAACAAAAAAGAAAGAAAACAUUUCGCAUUUGAAAUAAUGCGUUAAAUGUUUUUCGACCAUUUUUCACACUCGCAAAUCCCAUAAAUAUUUGUUAAAUGAAGCAAAUGUGAAACGAAUUUUGUUUAGCGUUUUUAAGCCGUUACAUGUUUUUUGGUAGCCAAAAUGUUGAAAGCCUAGAGCUAAAAAAAAAAAUUAUAAAAAAUAACCAAAAACAAUUUGUUAAAAGUUGAUGUUACGUUUUGCAUUUAUGUUGCCAGAGUAAGCAAUUACUUAUUACUAAUAUUACUAAUAUUUGGGUACUUAAAAGAGUGCUGCAAUGAGUACUUUUAUUUUGCGUGUACCUUUCAUUAUUUUAACAUACAAAUAUUUAUUUUAUAAUAUUUUUGCAGGCACGCUACUCAUAAACGCACUUAUACGUUAAUUUGCGCCUCAGCUUUGUAUCACACGCAUGAGCCCUACUCAUUCGAGCUGAAUACUCAUUUCAAACAAGAUUACGCUUUGAAUACUCGUUGCAGUUAUCUACUUCUCUUAAGCAAUCAAAAGACAUAAACACACACACAGACACACACAACGACACGACUGUGAUGCGUUCGCAUAUGUCGUCCAUUGUUCCUUCCAUAUCUAUAUACAACACAGACAAAGUGAGUAAAGAGAAAUAGCCAGAUUUAAGACAUGAAUUAAUCGCCGCACUCGCUUGUAAACUAAACAAACCUAUUUACAAGAAUUCAAAUUCUACAA